GCAUGGAGGGCGUUUCAAUUAUUCUAAUAAAUAGUGCUUAAAAGACGGGAAGAAAUCGUAAAUUUUCAUUAGGCUCUCAAAAUUGUAGAUGAAGCAAUAAUUUCGCAAUGUUUUCCACACUCCCAAGAUCAUUGUUACACACCACAACCUCAUGUGUUCCCAAUAGAGUGCUUGCACUAGCUCUAGCGAAAUGCCCUGCCAUCGGCGACUGCUCCUCCCCGAUCCGGGCCCAUCACGAAGUCACCGGGGACAUAUUGUGCCCCAACAUGGUUCGAGGAAUAGAUCAUCUAAAAGACCCUCGUCUUAAUAAGGGUCUCGCCUUCACAUUAGAAGAACGGCAAUAUCUCGGCAUCCAUGGCCUCUUAGCUGCCAAGUUCAAAACGCAAGAAGAACAACUGGAUAUCUGCAGGAUUUCUAUAGACAGAUACGAAGACAAUUUGAACAAAUACCUCUACCUCGUCGAGUUACAGGACAGGAAUGAGAAGCUUUUCUUCCGGCUUCUCUCGGAGAACGUUGAGAAAUACCUGCCGAUUGUCUAUACACCGACCGUGGGUUUAGCUUGCCAGAGGUUUGGCCUCAUCUACAGAAGACCUAGAGGUCUGUUUAUUACAAUAAACGAUAAAGGACAUAUUUUCAACAUCCUUAAAAACUGGCCGGAACCAGACGUCAGAGCCAUUGUAUUCACUGACGGUGAAAGAAUCUUAGGUCUCGGUGACCUUGGAGCCUACGGCAUGGGCAUUCCUGUGGGCAAGCUGUCACUUUACACUGCCCUAGCGGGCAUUAAACCUCAUCAGUGCUUGCCUAUCACGUUGGACGUUGGAACUAACAACCAGGACCUCCUAGAAGACCCUCUUUACAUCGGUCUGAGACAGAAACGUGUACGUGGCAAGGAGUAUGACGAUUUUAUCGACGAAUUCAUGGAAGCCUGUGUCCAGAAAUACGGACAAAAUACUCUGCUGCAGUUUGAAGACUUCGCCCUUCUGAACGCAGGGCGCUUGCUAGAGAAGUACCGCAACAAGUACUGCACGUUCAACGACGACAUCCAAGGCACGGCCAGCGUGGCUGUUGCGGGUCUGAUGGCCGCCGUGCGCAUCACCAAGCGGAAGCUCAGCGAGAACAUCUAUAUGUUCCUUGGCGCUGGCUCUGCCGCCAACGGCAUCGCAAACUUGACCGUCGCCGCGAUGAUGCAAGAAGGUCUGUCGGAGCAGCAGGCGCGCGACCGCGUGUACAUGUUCGACAUCGACGGGCUACUGUCCACGAAGCGCGAGGGCGGAGUGCCGGCUCACGCGACCGCGUUCGGCAAAAACAUCGAGCCGGAGAAGGAGUUCGCGGCCGCUGUCGCUAAGAUCAAGCCUAGCUGUCUUAUCGGUUGCUCGACGUCGGGCGGGGCGUUCACGACGGAGAUUCUGAAGCAGAUGGCGAAGAACACCGAUAGGCCCGUCAUAUUCGCGCUGUCGAACCCCACGAGCAAAGCGGAGUGCACCGCGCAGGCGGCUUAUGACAAUACUGAUGGUAAAUGUGUGUUCGCGUCCGGCUCGCCGUUCCCUCCAGUGAAGUUCGGCAACAAGGAGUACCUCCCGGGGCAGGGCAACAACUCGUACAUCUUCCCGGGCGUCGCGCUCGGAGUCAUCGCCACACAGACGCACCACAUACCCGAGGCUAUGUUCCUCACCGCUGCCAGGACUCUAGCUAACUUCGUUAGUGAGGAGGAUUUGAGCCUUGGCCGUAUUUAUCCGCCGCUGUCCCAAGUGAAAGAAGUAUCUCUUCAGAUCGCAAUUGAAGUCUCCAAGAUGGCUUACGAUGAAGGUUUAGCGUCACUGUAUCCAGAACCAAAAGACCUCUCCAAACAUGUAGAAAGCCAAAUCUACGAUUUUAACUACGAGAGCUCCAUGCCGGAAGUAUGGCAGUGGAAACCCGAAGAAACUUUCAACGUCCGACCUAUCCAACCCGUUCCCAAAAACAUCUAAACACGGUUAACUUGUUAUGAACUAGCAGGUUUACUUGUCAUCUCUAACGCAUUUCUCUGACUUUUCGGUAACAUGUUUCGCAUGAGCAUUAAGUUUAAUAAUAAGACAAUAGCGAAUCAAUAAUGCAAAUGCGGUACGUAUA
Messenger RNA from Cydia amplana, 2109 nucleotides. It is a transcript of the gene Men-b, whose product is annotated as NADP-dependent malic enzyme. Bases 108 to 1967 code for a protein of 619 amino acids. Gene Ontology annotation, cellular component: mitochondrion. Gene Ontology annotation, molecular function: NAD binding; malate dehydrogenase (decarboxylating) (NADP+) activity. The transcript is spliced from 13 exons. Gene Ontology annotation, biological process: malate metabolic process; pyruvate metabolic process. The record is from RefSeq and is a predicted model, not a curated record. Lineage: Eukaryota; Metazoa; Arthropoda; Insecta; Lepidoptera; Tortricidae.